Molecule: messenger RNA, 1946 nt
Organism: Fusarium verticillioides 7600
Lineage: Eukaryota; Fungi; Ascomycota; Sordariomycetes; Hypocreales; Nectriaceae
Product: citrate synthase, mitochondrial
Exons: 4
Coding region: 334-1746 (470 amino acids)
Biological process (GO): tricarboxylic acid cycle; carbohydrate metabolic process; citrate metabolic process
Cellular component (GO): mitochondrial matrix
Source: RefSeq, a predicted model, not a curated record
GCUUCAUGCCCCCCGUACCCCCGGCCCCCGAGGUUCAGUACUCACAGCUACGGUAGAGCCAAGGUGAGAGGACAAUGUCACAGAAUCAGACGGGGUAGUCUACUUUUUUUUUGUGCCUCCCUCAAGCUUGCGCCUUUUUUUUAUCGACUGGCUGGACCUCUUGGCUUACUUGAACCUCUCCAUCCCCGUUACCUAACUUAACCUACUUUUUCCUCCCCUCCACUCUAUCCUAUCCCUCAUAUACCUCACCUCUUCCCUCCGGCAUCUCCGCCUCUUGUUCCUGCUCUUGCUUUUGCACUCGUAUCUUCUUCGUCUGCAUAAUUACCUCUCACAAUGGCUUCUGUCGCCCGUCUCAGCAACGCUGCCCUGCGGGCUUCUCUCCGCUCUUCUCCUAUCAAUGGCUCUGUCUUCAACGCCGUUCGAUGCUAUUCGGCCAAGACUCAGACCUUGAAGGAGCGAUUCGCCGAGUUGCUGCCCGAGAAGAUUGAGCAGGUCAAGGCCCUCCGAAAGGAGCAUGGUUCCAAGGUCGUCGACAAGGUCACUCUUGACCAGGUCUACGGUGGUGCCCGUGGCAUCAAGGCCCUCGUCUGGGAGGGUUCCGUCCUCGACUCUGAGGAGGGUAUCCGAUUCCGUGGCAAGACCAUCCCUGAGUGCCAGGAGCUUCUUCCCAAGGCUCCCGGUGGCAAGGAGCCUCUUCCCGAGGGUCUCUUUUGGCUUCUCCUGACGGGCGAGGUUCCUACUGAGCAGCAGGUUCGCGACCUCUCCGCUGAGUGGGCUGCCCGCUCCGAUCUUCCCAAGUUCGUCGAGGAGCUCAUCGACCACUGCCCUACCGACCUUCACCCCAUGGCCCAGUUCUCUCUGGCUGUCACCGCUCUCGAGCACACCUCCAGCUUCGCCAAGGCUUACGCCAAGGGUAUCAACAAGAAGGAGUACUGGGGUUACACUUUCGAGGACUCCAUGGACCUCAUUGCUAAGCUCCCCAACAUCGCUUCUCGCAUCUACCAGAACGUCUUCAAGGGCGGAAAGGUCGCUCCCAUCCAGAAGGACAAGGAUUACUCCUUCAACUUCGCCAACCAGCUCGGCUUCGCCGACAACGCCGACUUCGUCGAGCUCAUGCGUCUCUACCUCACCAUCCACACCGAUCACGAGGGUGGUAACGUCUCUGCCCACACCACUCACCUUGUCGGCAGUGCUCUCAGCUCUCCCUUCCUCUCUUUGGCCGCUGGUCUCAAUGGUCUCGCCGGUCCCCUCCACGGUCUUGCUAACCAGGAGGUCCUGAACUGGCUCACUGAGUUCAAGAAGUCUGUCGGCGACGACCUCAGCGACAAGGCCAUCACUGACUACCUCUGGUCCACCCUCAACGCCGGCCGUGUCGUCCCCGGUUACGGCCACGCCGUCCUCCGAAAGACUGACCCUCGUUACAUGGCUCAGCGUGCUUUCGCCCAGGAGAAGAUGCCCAACGACCCCAUGUUCAAGCUCGUCUCCCAGGUUUACAAGAUCGCUCCUGGUGUCCUCACCGAGCACGGCAAGACCAAGAACCCUUACCCUAACGUCGAUGCCCACUCCGGUGUCCUUCUCCAGUACUACGGUCUUACUGAGGCCAACUACUACACCGUCCUCUUUGGUGUCUCUCGCGCCAUCGGUGUUCUUCCCCAGCUUAUCAUCGACCGCGCUCUCGGUGCCCCCAUUGAGCGACCCAAGUCUUUCUCCACCGACAAGUGGGCCGAGCUCGUCAAGAAGCUGUAAGGAGUUUAAAAGUGGAAGGGAAAAAGGAGAUGGGAGGAUAAUGCCCAGCAGAUGGGCAGAAUGGAUUGCCAAGCUAAUGGCAUUUGUACAACACAAUGGGACUGUUUUAGUUUAGUAAUGAGCAAGUCGUCGCGGCGCGCCGAUUGAAAUGAAAUGAUUUAACAGUUAAUCUGCAAUUUUCGUGUCUACGUACUGAUGCC